Molecule: messenger RNA, 898 nt
Organism: Mycotypha africana
Lineage: Eukaryota; Fungi; Mucoromycota; Mucoromycetes; Mucorales; Mycotyphaceae
Product: PX domain-containing protein
Exons: 3
Coding region: 96-533 (145 amino acids)
Biological process (GO): late endosome to Golgi transport; endocytic recycling
Cellular component (GO): early endosome membrane; retromer complex
Molecular function (GO): phosphatidylinositol-3-phosphate binding
Source: RefSeq, a predicted model, not a curated record
CUUUAUAUUCAUUACUUUAACAGUUCUGUAAAAAAGGACAUCUAUCACCCAAAGCCUCUUUUACUUACUUGCGUCGAUACAUUACUUAUCAAAAAAUGAACGUAUCUACUUUCAACCAUGAAACCACUUCUAACCUUGAAAAAGAAAGGCAUUUCCAUCCGGAUCAUUUCAUCGAUAUUGAAGUGAGAGCUCCGCAAACACAUGGCGCUGGACUUCGUAUGUACACUGAUUAUGAAAUUGUUUGCAAGACCAAUAUCCCGCUCUUUCCGUUCAAGGAAUCUACGGUGAGACAAAGGUAUAGCAAGUUUGAAUCGCUCAAGUUCAAAUUAGAGGAGAAUGACUACGAAAUCAAAGUACCUACUUUGCCUGGCAAAGUCUUGACAAACCGACGCUUUUCUAAUCAUGUUAUUGAAGAACGACGACAAAAGUUGGAGAGGUUUCUACAAAUACUAUGCAAUAACAUUACGUUAAUACAAGAGUAUGAAGAAGCAAAAGCCAAUAUGAUCAUCAAGUUCAUUCAGGGCAAAUACUGAUCAUCAUAAGAAAAAAACAAAGGGUUUCUUUUGUCGUAUCUAUUAUUUAUUGUUAUCCAUCCAGCCAUACACAUCAGUAUUUCUUAAACAUCUGAAUAUCGUCUUCUGCUGAUCUUAUUUUUUUUACUAAUUGAUAAUAAGCAGUUAAAAGUGUUUCAAAUUCUUCGUUGCCUUCCCCUUCUUUGUAGUAUUUCGCUAGUUCAUUUUCAGUAUAUUCUAAAGCUUCCUUUGAUUCUUUUAACCUUUUAUCCAAUAUUUUCCUAUUGACAUUUUGAUGGUGGUCAUUUCAGUAUGAUAUCCUUUAGCAAAUAAACAUCCAUUCAUAUUAUCGUUUCUCUGUUACCUUAAAGUUUGCAGUGCAUUUG